AUUUAUUAAAUGAUAUUCACCGUGCAGGCUCGCGUGCACGAAGAAUUGGAUGGAAUUUUUGGCGAUAGCGACAGACAAUGUACAUACCAAGAUACUUUAGAAAUGAAAUAUCUCGAAAGAGUUAUUAUGGAAACUUUGAGACUUUUCCCACCGGUACCUCUGAUUGCCAGGACAGUUAAUGAAGAUGUAAAAAUAGUUACAAAGAAUUAUGUUAUUCCAAAGUCGACCACAGUAGUGAUCGUACAAUUCAUGACGCAUCGCUUAGAGAAAUAUUAUCCGAAUCCAACUGUUUUUAAUCCAGACAACUUUUUACCGGAAAAAAUGCAGCAAAGACAUUAUUACUCUUACAUUCCUUUCAGUGCUGGGCCCAGGUCCUGCGUCGGACGGAAAUAUGCUAUGCUGAAACUAAAGGUUUUGUUGUCGACAAUAUUGAGAAAUUACCGUGUCAUUUCCGAAAUACCGGACAAUGCUUUCCAUCUGCGAGUUGACAUUAUUCUGAAAAGGCAUGAUGGAUUCAAGAUCAAACUCGAACCGCGCAAGCAAGUACCUUGUAAAGAAGAGUAAUCGGGAAUUAACGAUCUUUCAUUCGCGUAAAGCAUCAACCAAUCAAAUAUAAAUAUAUUGCAAUGGAUUUCUUAAAUAAUAUUAAGGAUAAAGAUGGAAAAAUGAACAUAUUUUAUGUAUUAUAUUUAAAAUACUAAAAAUAUCGUCAAGAUACAUUGUAUUUUACAAUU
This is a messenger RNA of Wasmannia auropunctata (little fire ant), 734 nucleotides long. RefSeq names its product cytochrome P450 4g15-like. The transcript has 4 exons. Gene Ontology annotation, molecular function: monooxygenase activity; iron ion binding; oxidoreductase activity, acting on paired donors, with incorporation or reduction of molecular oxygen. The coding region runs from base 10 to 564 and encodes 184 amino acids. The record is from RefSeq and is a predicted model, not a curated record. Lineage: Eukaryota; Metazoa; Arthropoda; Insecta; Hymenoptera; Formicidae.